Messenger RNA from Silurus meridionalis, 1955 nucleotides. RefSeq lists its product as uncharacterized. Gene Ontology annotation, molecular function: cytokine activity. Gene Ontology annotation, cellular component: extracellular region. The record is from RefSeq and is a predicted model, not a curated record. Gene Ontology annotation, biological process: myeloid cell development; macrophage differentiation; immune response. The coding region runs from base 367 to 987 and encodes 206 amino acids. The transcript is spliced from 5 exons. NCBI's taxonomy places the organism in Eukaryota, Metazoa, Chordata, Actinopteri, Siluriformes, Siluridae.
UUUAUACACAGUUAUUUCAGAGUGAGAGUGACCAUGUGUAACAAUGUGUCAUGGCAUUUUGUGUGUGUGUGUGUGUGUGUUUUUUGGGCAUCUUGCACCAAAACACACUCAAUAAGUCAUCAGGAUUUGUAACCACACACACACCACACUCACUCUCACACCCACACCCACAACUACACUUUAGAAAUUCCUGUAUUCCUCAACUGCUUCCUUUAAAUACUGAUUCCAUCUCCUGCACUCGCACAUUCUCCAUCUCCACACUCUGGGUCUCCUCAUUUUGGAUCUUCUGCUCUCUCUGAAUCUUCUCCACACUCUGAAUUUUUGUCAGUCUCUGAAUCCUCUCCACAGCCAGCAGCUGCAGACACCAUGACUCCUCUCCUCAUUCUGCUCGUGCUCUGCUCUUCAGCGUCGGUGUCCUUCUCAUCUCCGAUUACACCCCGCAGCACACAAAACUCAGACUUCAGGUCGAACAUGCAGGACGCACAGAGCCUAGCCAGCAAGAUGCUGAAGAACAUUCCAGCAGUCUACAAGUCCUGUGUUAGAAAGCACUUCACGAGCGACCCCUUCAGUCUGGAGUACAUCAAGGAGACGUUGGCGAUUCCUGCUUCACCCAAACUAGCUCCCAUCUCAGAAACACACACUAUGGAAAUGAAUUUGGACCGGAUAUGUGAAGGUCUUCAGCUCCAUUAUAAUCUGCUGCAGGAAGCAAAGGAGAAAGUGGAUUGUUCAGGAGAACUUACACCGUUACUGGCUGAAAUCAGUGAACUGAACAUACACAUUAAUAAGGUGCAGGUGUUAAGCGGAAUUCCUGUCUCUAAACCUCAGCUCAGCUCCGUCUCUGUCUUGUCUGGUCUCAGUAAAGACGAUUAUAGCCUGAAUGUUGGCGUUCACCUGUUGCUCGAGCAGCUCCGAGCCUUUGCCCAGGACACCGUACGCUCCCUACGUGAAAUUCAGCACUUACACUCCGACUUUCAGUUCUCAGGAUGACACUUUCGAACCUUCCUGUGGAAUUACAGCCGCUAUUUAUUUAUUUAUUUAUUUAUUUAUUUACGAAGCACAAAAUUUAUUCCAAUUCUUUUUUCUACUGCAAAAUGAUUUCAUUGAUGCACUUGUAUAAAAUCAAACAGCGGAAGUUUGAGAAACAGAUAUGGCAAAAGUAUGUGCACCCCUGAUCUGAUCAUCUCCCAGACUGUUACUACUGUAGAGUUUGAAGGACACAAUUGUACAGAAGGUAAUACUGCUGUAGCUGAAUGAUCGUAAUCUACACAAACACAAACAAAAAAAUCUAGUAGAACGCCUUUGUGAAAUAACUGCAAACACAGCAAGAGAAUAUACGUGUGUUCAUGCACAUGCACUGGUGUCAGGUGGCCACAUACUUCUGGCCAUACAGUUUUCCUUGUUUGUUUGUUUGUUAGUUUUGGACACAUGUUAGUUUUGUUUUCUAUUGAUCAGAUUGUUAAUCACCACAGAGAAAAAUGUAUUUAUUUUAUUUAUUUUAUUUGAGUUAUAAGAAUAAUUACCUAAUUAACUAAUUAAAUAUCAAAUAUGCAGCUAAAGUGUUUAUUAACCAUCAUCAGUCAAUCAAGCACAUUUUAUGAAUUUAUUGUGGUUAAACCUUGAAUAUGUAUGGGGUAGAAUGGGGUAAUUGGGUGGAGUGAGGUUGAUUUGUUACAGUGUGGUAGACUGUGGAGUUGGGGGGUACAGUGUGGAGGUGGAGUUGGGGGUAGUAUGAUGGACUGGGGUAGAAUGCGGUGGUGUGGGGUAGAGUGGUAACAUCGGGGUGAUAAAGUUAUGACUGGGGUAGAAUGAUGCAGUGGGGUAAAGUGGGGUGGACUGAAUGUGUCGAUGUAUUUUUCUACAUUUUAUUGUAAUUUUUAUACCAAAACACUGUAUUCAAGGAAGAACAAUUUGUUUUGUAUUUGGUUUAUUUAUUAAAGAUAUUUAUUUGUCCCCUG